GUGCCGGAUCGUGUGAUCGAGUUGAUGUCGUGAGGAAACGAAAUCCCAUCAGCCAGUGUCAGUCGCGCUGUCGACCAUAGUAGACGUGUCGCGGUCACUCUACCAUAAAAUAGUACGCGGCACUCAAAAAAAUAUUUAAAAAAAAAACAUUGUUUCAGACUGUGUAUGCUGAAAUUCAUAAAAUCCUUCUGCACCAUGAAGCCUCCAGUGAACGCUGCCUUGCUGCAUGAUGUGGACAUCCCCACGAAGAAGGCCACUUUUGGGAUGGGCUGCUUCUGGUCCAACGACUCGCUGUUCGGAGCGACCCCCGGCAUCGUCAGGACCAGGGUGGGCUACGCUGGAGGCACCACCAAGAACCCACAUUAUAGAAGCCUAGGUGACCACACGGAGGUGAUUGAGCUGGACUUCGACCCGAAGACACUGUCCUACGAGGAGCUCCUGGACAUGUUCUGGGCCAACCACGAGUAUGGACUCACCACCAAGCUCAAAAGACAGUACCAGUCCCUGAUCCUGUUCCAUGACGACGAACAGCGACAAGCGGCGGAAGCCUCAUACAAAGUGAUGCAGAUCAGGUGUGACGGCCAGCUCCGGACAGAGAUAGCACCAGCUGGCACUUUCUACCCCGCUGAAGACUACCACCAGAAAUAUCGGUUGCAAGGCCACAAAGACCUCUGCAAAAGCCUAGGACUGGACUCGUCAAAGCUGCAGACAUCUCACUUGGCAGCGCGACUGAACGGCUACCUUGUUGGUGUCGGCGGCAUGACCCAGUUUGAGGAAGAAGUGACUCGUCUGGGCUUGAGCGAGAAGCAGGCAGAGUACGUCCGCAGGGAAUUGGAACGUAACGAGGGUGGUGGACUAUUCUGCUAGCGCGGAUUAUGAUUCUCAUAGGUUAAUGAUAGAUAGAUCGUCUGUGGAAAUAUGUAAAGCUCUGUGGUUUUUUUUUAAGAAUUGGCAUUUGAAUUUGUAAGAAUUGAAAAGAAUUUAUUUAGUAAAAAAAUAAAAUACUAAAAGGUAUUUAAAUGUCGAAACACGAUAAUUCAAUGUCAUUUUAAUUCACGUCAUUUAUGUUCAGUUUGCAAGUCACGAGAUACUUAGUUAAAAAGCCAGAUCUUGUCUCCAGUAAAAAUGUAAUAGGUAUCCCUACAAGUAUUAUAUAAUAUAUAAAGAUAUAUUCAAGAAGAGCUUUACUACUAUCCAACAGAUAAUAUUUUUAAGUUUCAAAUUAAGCGAUUGUGAUCUUAUUCACUGGGGUUUCUUCGUUCUUACAAAUGUUGUCAGAAACAGAAAAUACUUAUUUUUGUACCUACGAACGAGUAUAACAAAAUUAAUGACAAUGGUUUUAUUCAUAUUUAAUAUUUUCAUUUAUUGUUAGAGAAUACACAUAUGUAUAUAUCUAUGUCAGAAAUAAUAUUUAUUUUUUGUAUUGUAAAAAUAUUUUGGAUUGUAAAUGAACCCCGGUUUAUAUUUUUGUUUGAUUUUUGCUCCAAUUCAUUUGGUUGGUGAAUUUCAUUUAACGAUUAUUCCAUUAGUUUAUGUCGUAUUUACUGUUUUUUUUUAAUACAAUAGAUUAGAUACAAACAAUAGAUACAAACUUUCUGCUUGGUUAUUCAGUAUUAGGUUUUAUUCAUUUCAAAUGUUUUAUUAAUAUAAAAGGAAGCAUUUUUGAAAGGUAUUUGUUGGUUCGAUUUUGUUUAUAAUUUAGCAUUCAUUGAACAUAAGUGCAGAAUUAAAAUCGAAUAUAAAUGUA
Molecule: messenger RNA, 1747 nt
Organism: Plodia interpunctella (Indianmeal moth)
Lineage: Eukaryota; Metazoa; Arthropoda; Insecta; Lepidoptera; Pyralidae
Gene: MsrA
Product: Methionine sulfoxide reductase A
Exons: 5
Coding region: 166-867 (233 amino acids)
Molecular function (GO): peptide-methionine (S)-S-oxide reductase activity
Source: RefSeq, a predicted model, not a curated record